GAAGAAGCAGAGCGCUAUGAGGAAAACCCACUGGAGGCGGCGGAAGGUCCAGAGGACUUAACGUAGCGUUCCUUGAGCUUCAUUUUGGAGGCUAUCUUCAGUAAAACAUUUAUCUUUCACCGGUCUAGCGUCAGAUAUGGCCCGUGGGCACCAGAAGUUCCAGUCCCAGCAGAAGAAUGCCAAAAAGCAGGCAGACAUCAAGAAGAGCAAAGGCCAUGACCAGAAGGCAGCAGCGAAGGCUGCUUUAGUAUACACGUGCACUGUGUGUCGGACACAAAUGCCCGACCCGAAGACCUUUAAGCAGCACUUUGAAAGCAAACAUCCAAAGUCCCCUAUGCCCCCGGAGCUGGUCGACGUGGAGGUGUAACAGAUGUACCUCUAUUUCAGUAAGAGCGUUGGGGCUGAUUCAGGACUCGCUUCUACAUUUUGCAGUGUUUUAGAUAAAAUAUCCUCAACACAACUUCAAUUAUUCCUCAUGCUGCUUAAAUUCAGUAAUUGAUGCGUGGGUGUUUAAAGCAGCAUAGGUACUCAGCUGCAUGCCCAUGGUCAUUUUUCCACAUUGGAUUUUUUGUUUUUUUUUUUUGCCAGAAUUUGAUCCAGGGUGACUUCUGAAGGUAGACACACAGCAGCCAG
Molecule: messenger RNA, 633 nt
Organism: Toxotes jaculatrix (banded archerfish)
Lineage: Eukaryota; Metazoa; Chordata; Actinopteri; Toxotidae
Product: zinc finger protein 706-like
Exons: 3
Coding region: 137-367 (76 amino acids)
Source: RefSeq, a predicted model, not a curated record